Molecule: messenger RNA, 1905 nt
Organism: Symbiodinium pilosum
Lineage: Eukaryota; Dinophyceae; Suessiales; Symbiodiniaceae
Source: the annotation of a GenBank genome assembly
GAGAAGCUCGGCGUCGCCGUGCCCGCCGGGGUCGAAGCUGCCGUGCACACAGUCCGGGCCUGGUUUGGCCGCAAUGCCACCUCCUCCGGCAAGCUUCUCCUCAAGUUGGAUUUUUCAAACGCGUUUAAUACCAUCUCCAGGGAACAAGUCGUCGCAGAGACUUGCUUGCAUUUUUCGGGCCUUGCUAGGUGGGUAGGUUGGUGCUAUAGGCGUCCCUCUGCCCUUCAGUUUGGGAGUGCUUCUACAGUGCAGUCGGCCGGCGGCGUGCAGCAGGGCGACCCGUUGGGCCCUUUGCUUUUCUCGGCCGCGCUCCAAUCCCUUGCUCAGGACCUUCGCGGACAGGGGCUCGACCUUGCAUUUUUCUACCUCGAUGAUGGGGUCAUCGCGGGUGAUGUGCGCGCAGUUGUCCGCGCCCUCCAGCUUGUGCAACGUCGUGCCCCUGCUCUGGGCUUACGGCUCAACCUCAGCAAGUGUGAGGUUGUCGGGGCGGGGCUCUUGUCGGAGUCGGCGGUCUCUCAACUUCUUCCUUUAGAAUUGCUUCAGGGGGCCAGCCGCUUCCAGCGCAGCUUGGAUUUGCUUGGGGCAGCCAUUGGGGACGACGCCUUCGUCUCUGCCCACACCAAUGCCCGUGUUGAGGCGGCCGCGCCCCUCUUGGAUGCGUUGGCCCAGCUCGAGGACGCUCAGGUUGGACUUCGCCUGUUGCGUUCCUGUGCCGGUUACACUCGCCUAGUCCAUAGCAUGCGGUGCGCCCCUCCCACCUGCCAGCGUGGGGCCUUGCAGCGGUUUGACUCGCUCGUGUGCAGUAGUCUUGCUGGCCUCACUGGGUUCCACCUUGAUGCCGCGCAGCUCAGGCAAGCGGCGCGGGCCUUCGCUCACGCAGGCCUCGGACUUCGGUCUGCUGCACGUGAUGCCUUUGCUGCCUACCUUGCCUCUGUAGGCGGGUGUGCCGACGCUUGCAGAGAGCUUGACCCUGCUUACAGCUCUGCCCCUCUGGCCACGGACCCUUAUGUCCUGCAAGCCCUUUCCGGCCACAAUGCCCUCCUUUCGGAGGCCCUCACGCCUGAGGCUGCCCUUUCCGCUAAGCAGAAAACCCUCACCGCCCUUGCCGAUGAGGCCAGCUGGCGCGAGCAGCUCGCGGCUUGUUCGGUUGUCGCGCGUGCCGUGCUUCUCUCUGAGGCUGAGCCUGGCGCAAGAGCCUUCCUUGCUGCUAGCCCGGUUGGGCGCACUCGGAUGGACUCUGCCAUUUUUGUGGCCGAGUUGCGACAGCGACUUGGCAUGCCCGAUGCCGCUUCCGACCUGUGGUGUCCUCAGUGCCAGGGCGUCCUGGACAGGUUUUCCCUGCACGCGGCAACCUGUGUCGCAGGUGGCGAACGCAAUCAGCGCCACAAUGCGCUCCGUGAUCUCCUUUGUUCUUGGGCGGAGCGGGCGGGCUUGCAACCGGAGAAGGAGCGGCCCGGGCUCCUCCUUCCCCAAAGGCCUGAAGACUCCCGCCUGGCCCAACGACGCCCUGCAGAUGUCUAUUUGCCAAGCCUCAAGGGCUUUCCUGCUGCACUUGAUCUGGCCGUGGUGGCCCCGCAGCGGCAGGAAAGUCUUGCCCAGGCUGGGCAAAGGGCACUUGCUGCUGCUACUGCAUAUUCUCGUACCAAGGAAAUGCAUCUUGAUGCUGCCAACGCUUGUGCUGCCCAAGGGGUCCGCUUCCACCCCCUUGUGGUUGAGGCGACAGGGGCAUGGUCGCGUGAUGCUGCGGCCAUCCUCACACUCAUUUCACAGGCGGUUGCUGCCCGCGAGGGUGACCAAGCCUCCCUUGUGCAUGCGCGGCUCUUGCAGGAGUUGAGCGUUGUCGCGCGCAGCCAUCGCGCGAGGGCGGUGCUUCGCCGCCGGUCUGAGCUCGCCGCAUCCGGCUGA